AUGUGAAGUGAAUUGCUGUUGCGCACUGAGCAAACUUUGCAGCAAACGCAAGUGAGCGCGGUAAGAGCAGGGGUACAGUGACCAAUGUCCCUGAAGAAAAUAUUAUACAGUCAUUUAACAUGACUUCGGUUUGGAAGAGACUUCAGCGUGUUGGAAAGAAAGCCGCGAAGUUCCAGUUUGCGGCGACUUUUCAAGAACUGACAAUAGAAUGCAAGAAAAAAUGGCAACCAGACAAACUGAAAGUGGUAUGGACCAGAAGAAACAGAAGACACUGCACCAAGCUACAUGGUUGGCAGCCAGGUAUCAUGAACCCCUACAGGGGUACAGUGGUGUGGCAGGUCCCCGAAAACCUAGACAUCACUGUCACUCUCUUCAAGGAUCCGACGGCGGACGAAUUUGAAGACAAGGACUGGACGUUCGUCAUUGAGAAUGAGACUAACAAGGGCCACAGAAAGGUGCUGGCAUCAGUGGACGUCAACAUGAAGAAGUUUGCUAGUGCCACCUCCGCCCAAUAUGACCUGACGCUGAAGCUCAAGCCACUGUCGGUGAAGGUGGUGGAGGCCACACUCAAACUGACCUUGACCUGUGUCUUCCUCAAAGAGGGCAAGGCCACGGACGAGGACAUGCAGAGUCUGGCCAGUCUGAUGAGCCUGAAGCCGAGUGACGUCGGCAACCUGGACGACUUCAACGACAGUGACGACGAGGACGGGGAGAGAAGAGCCGCGAUGGGAGCCGGAAGGGGGCCCGCCACUCCUGUCACAGCUCCCACUCGAAGAAUUCGUGAUCAGGCGUGGAGGCCUGUGAUUGAACCGGAGCCCGCAGCUGCCAGUGAGGUGGUUUGGGGUAGCACGGCGUCUAAUGUCUCACUCUUGCCGCGCCCCCCUCUGCCCGUGCCCCUUGGCCCCAUUGCCUCACACCCCGCCCCUAAUCUCCACCCCCGACUCCCCUCUGGCACUGCGGGCACAGCCCACCCGGCGCGGCCCUCCCCCUAUGCUUACCAGGUGCCAGCCUUUGUCCGCGCUCAUCCACCUGCACUGCCCAAAAUCUUCCAGCCCGCCACUGGCUCAGUGCCCAUAUCUGUGGCCCAGAAGCCCCGUGUCCCCGCGUCUCUGGUCCCCGCCGGUCUUGCUGAGGGCCAAAUGGCCCCGGGCCCCCCCACCUUCUCUCCAUCAAGACCCCUCUCAGGGUCGUUCACCGGGCCUUCCUCAUCCUACACCCCGCCUGUCUCCUCCUCACCUUCCGCCCCGUCUGUCCUUCCUCCUCCGUCAUUCUCUGAUAUCCCGCAGUCAGCCACCUAUGCCGCUGCGCGCACAAGUGCCUGGAGACCCCAGAGCGUCCCCUCCUUCACCACCCUGUUCUCCUUUGCCUCCACCAAUCCCGCUUUCGGCACCUCUCCUCCUGCCUCCCAGCCCCUCCCUGUCCCACGUCGGCCCAAAUCAUACAUCAACUCGCUGGGAGAGCUGGGCUCAAGCCUGACCAGGCCCAGCAGCCUGCCCUCGGCCCCUGAGACAGUACCCUGGCAGAGUGAAUGGAGGCCACUCAAACCCCAGACCUGCCCUCCCAUGCCUGCCGACUCCCCCCUAUCACUGGGCCCGUCUCCUCCUGUCCCAGCGGAGCGUGUUCCUCUGGUGCUGACAAAGCAGAACAUGGAGUCGCCAUGUAAUAAAGCUUUCUCUCAGCCUGGUCGAUUCGAGUCUUUGGCCGUUAAUCCCCACUGUCCCGAGUUGCAGUCUCCACUCCCCUCACCUCCUUCUUUCCCUGUGCUACCCUCAUCCCUGGUAACUGCCUCUCAUUCCUCAUCUAACCUAACAGAAGCAACUUACUGCACUCUUUUGUCCUCACCUGCCCCUCUUGUAAGCCCGUCUGGCACUGACGCUCCCAUCCUCACUGCUGCUUCAGCACCUGACCCUAAACCUUCCCCAUCCUCUAGCCCUUGUCCUGAAUCAUUCACAUCCACUACCCCGGGUCAAGAACCUUCCACAUCCACUACCCCUGGUAAUCCACCAUUCACCUCCUCUACCCCUGGUACUGAACCUCCCACAUCCUCUACACCUAGUCCUGAACCAUUCACAUCCUCUACCCCUUGUCAUGAAACUUCCACAUAUUGUACUACCACUGUUCAAAAACCUUCCACAUCCUCUACUCCUGGUCAUGAACCAUUCACAUCUUCUACCCCUUGUCCUGAACCAUUCACAUCCUCUACCCUUGGUCGUGAACCUUCCACAUUAUCUACCCCUGGUCCUGAAUUUUCCGCAUUCUCUACCCCUGGUAUUGAACCUCCCACAUCCUCUACACCUAGUCCUGAACCAUUCACUUCCUCUACCCCUGGUCAUGAAACUUCCACAUAUUGUACCACCACUGGUCAAGAACCGUCCACAUCCUCUACUCCUGGUCAUGAACCAUUCACAUCCUCUGCCCCUGGUCCUGAACCUUCCACAUUAUCUACACCUUGUCCUGAACCAUUCACAUCCUCUACCCCUGGUCAUGAAACUUCCACAUAUUGUACUACCACUGGUCAAGAACCUUCCACAUCCUCUACUCCUGGUCAUGAACCAUUCACAUCCUCUACCCCUGGUAUUGAACCUCCCACAUCCUCUACACCUAGUCCUGAACCAUUCACAUCCUCUACCCCUGGUCAUGAAACUUCCACAUAUUGUACUACCACUGGUCAAGAACCGUCCACAUCCUCUACUCCUGGUCAUGAACCAUUCACAUCCUCUACCCCUGGUAUUGAACCUCCCACAUCCUCUACACCUAGUCCUGAACCAUUCACAUCCUCUACCCCUGGUCAUGAAACUUCCACAUAUUGUACCACCACUGGUCAAGAACCGUCCACAUCCUCUACUCCUGGUCAUGAACCAUUCACAUCCUCUGCCCCUGGUCCUGAACCUUCCACAUUAUCUACACCUUGUCCUGAACCAUUCACAUCCUCUACCCGUGGUCAUGAAACUUCCACAUAUUGUACUACCACUGGUCAAGAACCUUCCACAUCCUCUACUCCUGGUCAUGAACCAUUCACAUCCUCUACCCCUGGUAUUGAACCUCCCACAUCCUCUACUCCUGGUCAUGAACCAUUCACAUCCUCUACCCCUGGUCAUGAAACUUCCACAGUAUCUACCCCUGGUCCUGAACCUUCCACAUCCUCUACCCCUGAUCCUGAACCUUCCACAUCCUCUACGCCUGAUCCUGAACCUUCCACAUCCUCUAUGCCUGAUCCUGCACCUUCCACAUCCUCUAUCCCUAGUCCUGAACCUUUCACAUCCUCUACCACUGGUCCUGAACUAUCCACAUCCUCUUCUCCUUACCAUAAAGUUUCUCAUUCCUCAAUCCCUGGUCUUGACCAUUGCACAUCUUAUAUUCCUGGUCCAAAACCUUCCACAUUUUCUGCUUCUGACCCUAAAGAUGCCCCAUCCUCUACCCCUGGUCUUGAACCUUCCUCAUCCUCUAUGCCUGAUCCUGAACCUGCCCCAUCCUCUACACCUGAUCCUGAACCUUCCACAAUUUCUGCCACUGAUCCUGAACCUUCCACAUCCUCUAUCCCUGGUCCUGAAUCUCCCACACCCUCUAUGCCUGAUCCUGAACCUGCCACAUCCUCUACACCUGAUCCUGAACCUUCCACAAUUUCUGCCACUGAUCCUGAACCUUCCACAUCUUCUAUCCCUGGGCCUGAACCUUCCACAUUCUCCAUGUCAGGACCUGAAUCUUGCACAUCCUCUACCUCUGGUUCAAAACCUUUUCUAUCCUUUACCCAUGGUCCUGAACCUCCCACAAGCUCCUCCCCUGGUCCUGAACCUUUCACAUCCCCUACCCUUGGUCCUAAACCUUCCACAUAUUUUACAAUUGAUCCUAAAGGUUCCCCAUCUAUCCCUGGUCCUGACCCUUCUACAUCCACUACCCUUGGUCCUAAACCUUCCAAAUCCUCUUCUCCUGGUCCUGAAACUUCCACGUCCUCCACCCUUGGUCUUUCCCCUGAUCCCACUGCUCCCACUCCUGGCCUUCCCACUACCAUUGCCCCUGGUCCAUCUGACGCAAUUGGUGCUUCUCCGUGUGCCGCAGAUCCUGCUUCUGCUGCUGGCUCUCAGUCAGUCCCCCCUGUUGCACCCCAGAUUGCAGAAUGGACGGACCAAGUAGUUCCCAUUGAGGUCCGCCCUAAAAUGAAGAGGCUGAUCUCCCCUCCUCCAGAGCUCCCCACCUCACCCUCUCCUCUUACCCCCUAUCCUGUUCCUACUCCUGUGCUCCCUGUUGAACACCCCUAUCAGAUACCAGUCUCCACUCCCCCCCUCUCAGCACCAAUCAAUGCUCCCUUCUCUGAGACAGAGUUGCAUCGACACUUAAGCACAUUGACAGAGGAGGAACCAACCACUGCCACAACUCCCACCCACACUAAUGGAAUGAUCAGUAUUGCCAGUCAGAGGCCAGCAGUCCAGGCGGCUUCAGGCCAGCAGGGGGCAGCAGAGGCACCAACUAUGCCAAAAUUAAGACCUGCAAACUCUCAGGAAAUGGAAAAAGACUGUGCUGCUUCCCCAGAAGAUCUUGCGGCAAGUCAGGGGCUCGUCACAUCCAGCCAGUCCCUACUGGAAUGGUGUCAGGAGGCCACCAAGGGUCACAAGGGAGUGAAGAUCACCAACUUCAGCACAUCGUGGAGGAAUGGCCUGGCCUUCUGCGCCCUGCUGCACCACUUUCACCCGGGGAAAAUACAUUUUGAAAUGUUGGACCCUUAUGACAUCAAGGGCAACAACAAAAAGGCCUUCGACGCUUUCGCCGAGCUGGGCAUCUCCCGGCUGAUGGAGCCCUCGGACAUGGUUCUGCUGCCCGUGCCCGACCGCCUCAUCGUCAUGACGUACCUCAACCAGAUCCGCACUUCCUUCCUGGGCCAAGAGCUGAGCGUGCUGCACAUCGAGGCGGACAGCAGCGAGUCGAGCUACGGCGUUGCUUGCCAGAUCCAAGACGAGGCCCUGACAACGGAGACCAACGGGGACGCCGGGGCGCAGGCGGCUGCUGACACGAAGGGCGGUACAAAUGGGGUCGCGGUCCCGCCCCCCAGGACCAAGCGGUUACUGGCUGGGGGGGCAGCGGGAGGGGCACAGGUCCCCGUCGCGCCACCCAGGACACACUGUUCGUCAGCCAAGUCCGGGUUCUCCCAUCUGAAGGAUGCAGAUCUGGUUAAGAAGCGCCGGUCCCAACGCAGGUCAAUAGACGAGACAGACCCAGCAGAGGCUGCUGUAGGUCAGGAAGAGGUUGGAGCUGCGAGAACCAAAUCCGAACCAGAGGGGGCAACUGGUGAAGAAGGCCGUUCAGCUGAAGAGUUCCAGGACACAAGCCAGUACGUGCUGAGUGAGAUGCAGGCCCUGGUGGCAGAGCAGAAGCACAUUGACAGCCGAGCAGACACUGUGGAAAGAAGACUACGGCGACUGAUGGAGUCAGGUAGUGACAAGUUGCAGGAGGAGAAGUUGAUUCAGGAGUGGUUCACACUGGUCAACAAGAAGAACGCCCUAAUCAGAAGACAAGACCAGCUACAGCUACUGCAAGAAGAGCAGGACCUGGAAACAAGGUUUCAGAUGUUAAACCGAGAACUGAGAGAUAUGAUGGCUAUUGAAGAGUGGCAGAAAACGGCCGCCCAUAAACACAGAGAGCAGCUGCUUCUACAGGAGCUGGUGUCCCUGGUCAACCUGAGAGACGAGCUGGUCCACAACAUGGACGCCAAGGAGAGAGGGGCUCUGGAGGAGGACGAGAGGCUGGAGAGAGGCCUGGAGCAGAGGCGCAGGAAGUACAGCAAGAAGGUGAAGCAAGAGAAGUGUCUGAUGCAGUGACGCGUGGCAGCGCUGUACAGAGGGAUUGAGAACUAUGCUACGCCGGCCGGACCAAGAUGGCGGCGAAAGAUGCUCGGUGCAAUCUAGCCAGCAUUUGACGUCAGCGGCCCCACUCGGUUGGAAUUGAGUGAUUAUUCAAUGUGGAUGUGCAGUGUGCAAGAUAUGACUGUAUGGCGUUGUUUUAUGUUUAAGCCCCAAAGACAUACAUCUGUUACUAACUUAUUACCAGUCUGUUGCCUUACAUGUGUCAGGAGGGAAUAAUGGACGAGGUGUUUUUUCACUGAAGGGAUAUUUUUUAGUGGGAGGUUGCCAGUUCGUAUGAAUGCCAAAGUCCGGACGUACGCCAAUGUAGCAGGUGGACCUAAUGCCUUUACCAACAUGAAACUGGCUGGCGUCGUUUUUGAGUCCAACUGACUGGCUGUAAUUACAGUGUACCACAGGGAAUGCCAGAUGGAGCUUCCUUUUUUCCUGCAAGUUGUUUGUUUGGACUGUGCAGACGGUACGCGGCAAACAUUGAUUGACGGGAUCCGCGUCAGUUGUACGCGGAUGAAGAGAAAACAACCAAAACGGACUGUUGGGAUUGUUAAGCGUUUACCUGCAGCGCCCCAAAAUGUACCUGCAAUGGGAGAACUCGCCUGAAAGGGAAACCAAUGGGAGUUUACGCUUUAGCCAUGGAAUAAACCAGUUCAAUUAUGACAUAGAAAGAUAAAAACAUUUUAAGGAAGUUUUAACUUAACAAAAUAAUUUAUGGUUUUAUUUAUUGAAUUGCAGAUAUUCUUACAUAUCCUGGCUGUCAAAUGUGCCUUUAACCGGAUGCGUUGUUUUAGAAUUUUAAAGCUUUGCAUGUUUCAUUUUUGGUUCGAUGUAUUUAUUUUAGCAGGGAGCUCAGCUAAGAACAUAUUCAUAUUUGUGAUGAUGGCUUGGCAAACGUAUGCAUUGAGGUCAGUUAUUGUUUGUGACUAACUUUAGUUAUUUCUGGUUUUCCAUAAUUUGGGUUCGGUUGUUCUAUGAGUUGAAGAUAUUGAUGAAAAUCUCCGGAGUCAAAAAAAAGGAAAAAUUUUAAGAUAAUUGAAAUAGCAAGAGAACAGGAAUAUUCAAAUAAACUAUGUUGGAGUGUUUUAAUUUGUAGCUGAAUUAUAAUUUUCUUUUACAGGUAGUAAUUACAGGUAGUUAUUAUUGAACGUCAUAUAUGCAUUAAAAGAAUAAACCAGACAUGCCAAAAAAGAAACAGCUUUUACUAAAAGAUUAGCAUAAAUAAUUCAUGCACUUCCUAGAUGAAUGACACGAUGCCAAGAGAGGUUGAUAUUUUAUUAUAUCCUUGUCCUAUACAAUGCAUUGUGAUUCUCUUAGAUGAAAAAAAGAGGCUUCUGUAUUGAGUUAUUUUGGGGGGUCCUUUGAGAGUGAAUGGUUUUCUAGAAUUACUUUGAAGUUGUGAUUCUGCUUGUCCCUUCCGAACGGCCCCACUGUUGUGAGUUACUGAGGUAAUGUUUACUAUUCCCUGUGUGAGUUUGAGAGAUUUUCAUGUGGUUUUCUGAAAUUGCUUUUUGGGGACAUUUUGUUUGUUUUAAUAUUAAAUACAUCUGCACUAUUUGUAACAGUUGGAGAAUAAAAGCUAUCACCUUGCAUCUAACAUGCAUACACCUUG
This is a messenger RNA of Esox lucius (northern pike), 7455 nucleotides long. It is a transcript of the gene ehbp1l1a, whose product is annotated as EH domain binding protein 1-like 1a. Gene Ontology annotation, molecular function: protein binding. The transcript has 26 exons. Bases 120 to 5810 code for a protein of 1896 amino acids. The record is from RefSeq and is a predicted model, not a curated record. NCBI's taxonomy places the organism in Eukaryota, Metazoa, Chordata, Actinopteri, Esociformes, Esocidae.